GCUGGGGGGAUCAAAGUAAUAAAGAGGAAAUCUUCGUCAACGAUGAAUCGUUCUUUGCUGUCGCAACCUCGAAGCAGCCUUGCACAGAGAAAGAUUAUCGUAGCACAUCUUGAUAAACGUGGUCAGUGUCUAGCUUCGUGUCUGUGCAAGAGGCUUCAGUUCACAAGAGAGGCUUGCUCAAAACUGUCAAAUUACGUACCACUACGAAUCUGUUAAGCAUACUAUUGGGUUCAACACACGACCGCAAUGCCAGCGAGUCUCGGGCUCUAUAUGGCAUUUAUUCUGCUGCUCAGGACGCAUACGCGCCUAAUUAUAUCAAACCAACUGAAACAGUUAUGCUCGAAUCUGCUGCUUUCGUCAUACUCAACGAACAGGGAGACUCCAGCUUUAGUUACUUUGUACUUCAUGAGUUCGCCUUCGGAUGCUUUGCUUCCAUCGUGGGUACCAGGCAUUACUGACCUCCGCGUUGUACAAAAUUUUUUGCCUAGUCACACAGUAUCAAAGCUCUUCGUGUACGAGAUCCUCGAUACGCGAUCAGUAUCACAAAAGAUCUCAGAAUACUGCGAAUUUGCGGGCGAUUUGUUGGAGACUGUCAAGUUCUCUUCCAUUUCAAUAAAGACCCUUAUGAUCGAUGUCCGUCUAUAGAGCAAUUUCUGGAGCAUGUAAGGGGCGAAGAGGGACAGACCCACCUAUCAGCCCUUGACAAUCACCGUAUCUACGAGUUUUCUUUAACCUUCUUUGGCCGGAAUACGAUAGCCAGAGAUCUCAGCAAAGACCACAUUUGAAAUGGCAGUCUUUUCAUAGAGGGGAGAGAUUACUCUGAGGAGGGUGCAAAGUGUUACCAAAUGCUAUGGAAUAAACUGUACGAUCUGGCUGCGAAGAUCGUCAUACUCAUAACGAGUCCAAGCGCGACUCUAUUUGGAAUUGUACCAAAUGAAGUUCAGGAUGGUGAUGUGGUGG
Aspergillus wentii DTO 134E9 is the source of this 960-nucleotide messenger RNA. RefSeq lists its product as uncharacterized. The transcript has a single exon. The record is from RefSeq and is a predicted model, not a curated record. Lineage: Eukaryota; Fungi; Ascomycota; Eurotiomycetes; Eurotiales; Aspergillaceae. The coding region runs from base 247 to 645 and encodes 132 amino acids.